GUCGUAAAAUCCCAGUAAAGCAAAAACAACUUGCAGUUAUUCACCACGUUAAUCACAACGUGACCCCAUUUUCAACACAUCAUUUCAGUUACCCCAAAAAAUCAUAUUUCUAAAACCCCAAUCUUCGUAUAUCCCUUUCUUCAAUUUAUCUUAUCCUUCCCUACUAUGUUCCUCUAAACACUACAAUAAUCUCAACAAAAAAAAAAAAAAGAUGGCAGAAAAUUCAUCUCAACAAAACUUGAUAUGUUUACAUGGAGAUUUACAACUUCACAUAAUCCAAGCACGUCAUUUACCAAACAUGGACUUAACCACCGACCGUUUACGCCGUUGCUUUACCGGCUGUGACGUCUGCCGUCAACCACCGUCAAACGACGAUGAACACGACGGCAAAAUUCCCAAUGUGAAAACAUCAAACCAAAAAAUCCAUCACCGGAGAAUAAUAACAAGUGACCCAUAUGUAACUGUGUCUGCCCCACAUACUGCUCUUGCACGUACACGUGUCAUACGCAAUUCACAAAACCCUGUUUGGGAUGAACAUUUUAAUAUCCCUUUAGCACACUUUAUGGACUGUUUGGAAAUUCGUGUUAAAGAUGAUGAUGUUUUUGGUGCUCAAGUUAUGGGUAAAGUUACUAUUCCUGUUCAUGAUAUAGCCACUGGUCAGGAUAUUUCAGGUUGGUUUCCUGUUAUUGGUGCUUCAGGUAAACCACCAAAACCAAACACGGCUUUGAGGUUAUGGAUGAAAUUUGUUCCAUAUGAUAAAAACCCAUUGUAUAAACGAGGAAUUGCUUCAGAUCCAGAACAUUUAGGUGUUAGAAAUACGUAUUUUCCGUUGAGAAAAGGGAGUUCAGUGAAGCUAUAUCAAGAUGCUCAUGUUACUGAUAGUUAUAAACUACCUGAAAUUCAGUUGGAUAAUGGUACGGUUUUUGAACACAAUAAAUGUUGGGAAGAUAUAUGUUAUGCAAUUUCAGAGGCACAUCAUUUGAUUUACAUUGUUGGGUGGUCUGUUUUUCACAAAAUCAAGUUAAUUCGAGAGACUAAGACCCAAUUACCGCGUGGGGGUGACUUGACACUUGGUGAAUUGCUUAAAUAUAAGUCACAAGAAGGUGUGCGGGUUUUGUUGUUAGUUUGGGAUGAUAAAACUUCCCAUGAUAAGUUCCUUAUUAACACGGCGGGAGUAAUGGGAACUCACGAUGAGGAGACCAGAAAGUUCUUUAAGCAUUCCUCUGUAAUAUGCGUUUUGUCACCACGUUAUGCUAGCAGUAAGCUCAGCCUUAUCAAGCAACAGGUAGUUGGAACCAUGUUUACACACCAUCAGAAGUGUGUACUGGUAGAUACACAGGCACCCGGUAAUAAUAGAAAAGUUACAGCAUUCUUAGGAGGUCUGGAUCUCUGCGAUGGUCGAUACGAUACACCUGAACAUCGCCUAUUCCACGAUCUUGACACUGUAUUUAAAGACGAUUUUCAUCAGCCUACAUUUCCUUCAGGGACCAAGGCUCCAAGGCAACCAUGGCAUGAUUUGCAUUGCAGAAUUGAAGGACCUGCUGUAUAUGAUGUGCUUAUAAACUUUGCUCAACGAUGGAGGAAAGCGACAAAGUGGAGGGAAUUCAAAUUCUUUAAGAAAUCAUUGUCCCAUUGGCAUGAUGAUGCUAUGUUAAAAAUUGAGCGUAUCUCAUGGAUACUUAGCCCUGCUUUUUCUGUUUUAAAGGAUCAUACUGGAAUCCCAGAGGAUGAUCCGAAACUACAUGUAUAUGGGGAAGAUCACUCAGAAAAUUGGCAUGUACAGAUCUUCCGCUCCAUUGAUUCUGGUUCAGUGCAAGGUUUUCCCAAGAGAAUUGAUGUUGCGCAGGAACAGAAGCUUGUCUGCUCAAAAAAUCUGAUAGUAGAUAAAAGCAUUGAAGCCGCAUAUAUUCAGGCAAUAAGAUCCGCUGACCAUUUCAUAUAUAUUGAAAAUCAGUAUUUUCUCGGAUCGUCAUACGCUUGGGAAUCGUACAGAGAUGCAGGAGCUGAUCAUCUGAUACCGAUGGAAUUGGCACUGAAAAUCACUAGUAAAAUUAGAGCCAGGGAACGGUUUUGUGUAUAUGUUGUCAUGCCCAUGUGGCCUGAAGGGGACCCUAAGACACUCACUGUGCAGGAAAUACUCUUCUGGCAGAGCCAGACAAUACAGAUGAUGUAUCAAGUUAUUGCAACGGAGCUCAAGUCAAUGCAGCUUUUGGACUCUCAUCCGCAAGAUUAUUUAAAUUUCUACUGCCUUGGUAAUCGUGAAGAAAUUCCAGGCCCUAUCGCUCAAUCUUCUGGUAAUGGUGAUAAGAUCUCAGACUCAUAUAAGUUUCAGCGUUUCAUGAUAUACGUUCAUGCCAAAGGAAUGAUAGUGGAUGAUGAGUAUGUUAUAAUGGGUUCUGCCAACAUAAAUCAACGAUCUAUGGCUGGGUCAAAAGAUACAGAGAUAGCUAUGGGUGCCUACCAGCCUCAUUACGCAUGGACAGAAAAGCAAAGGCAUCCACGGGGACAGAUCUACGGAUAUAGAAUGUCACUGUGGGCAGAGCACCUCGGGAGAAUAGAAGAAUGUUCGAGGAACCGGAGAAGCUUAUCAUGCGUCCGGAGGGUGAAUCAGGUUGCUGAAGAUAACUGGAAGAGUUACACAGCUGAAAAUUUCACUCCAUUGCAAGGGCAUCUUACAAAGUAUCCAAUACAUGUGGACGCUGAAGGGAAAAGAAUAGGUCCAUUACCUGAACAUGAAAAUUUCCCAGAUGUAGGUGGAAUACUGGGACAACAUGCCCCUACUAUCCCAGAUGUUUUAACCACAUAAUCUCAAAAAAUAACA
Messenger RNA from Lycium ferocissimum, 2821 nucleotides. Its product is annotated as phospholipase D delta. Gene Ontology annotation, biological process: phosphatidylcholine metabolic process; phospholipid catabolic process. Gene Ontology annotation, molecular function: calcium ion binding; D-type glycerophospholipase activity. NCBI's taxonomy places the organism in Eukaryota, Viridiplantae, Streptophyta, Magnoliopsida, Solanales, Solanaceae. Gene Ontology annotation, cellular component: plasma membrane. The record is from RefSeq and is a predicted model, not a curated record.